Conger conger (European conger) is the source of this 3774-nucleotide messenger RNA. It is a transcript of the gene slc43a1b, whose product is annotated as solute carrier family 43 member 1b. The transcript has 15 exons. Lineage: Eukaryota; Metazoa; Chordata; Actinopteri; Anguilliformes; Congridae. Gene Ontology annotation, biological process: transmembrane transport; neutral amino acid transport. Gene Ontology annotation, molecular function: L-amino acid transmembrane transporter activity; neutral L-amino acid transmembrane transporter activity. Bases 261 to 1958 code for a protein of 565 amino acids. The record is from RefSeq and is a predicted model, not a curated record.
GCCAGUGUAAAAGAAAAGGGCUGAUAGUGAACCAUUUCAGCUCUCGUUGUGACCGACGCCACCUAAAUAAAAAGUUUUGAGUCUCUGCGUUUUUGUUUUUGGGGUUCAUUUUAUCCUUUUGAAGUGUCCAAAGGCUGAAAGGAGCGAAAGGGCAAUCAAUAGACGUUUAUGUUUGGAGAAGAACUUAGAUUUUUCCAACAUCAGCAACCACGACGUUCUGUCUCGAUUUAUCUUUCAGAAGAUACUACUUGAACAGAGCCAUGGCGCCGUCGCUGGCCCAGGCCUACAGGAGGCGCUGGUGGAUGGCAGGCUCGGCCGUGCUGGAGAACCUGCUGUUCUCCGCCGUGCUGCUCGGCUGGGGCUCCCUCCUCAUCAUGCUGAAGAGCGAGGGCUUCUACUCCCACCUGUGCACAGAGAAUGGGACGGUGGACAGCAACCUCACUGUGUGGGAGUUUGGUGAUUGGCCGAGCUGUGUGGAGCAGGAGGAGAUGCUGAAUCUGGGCUUCACCAUUGGCUCCUUCCUUCUCAGCGCUGCCACCCUGCCCCUCGGAAUCCUGAUGGACAAAUACGGGCCCCGCCCCCUGCGCCUGGUGGGCAGUGCGUGCUUUGCCUUCUCCUGUGCCAUGAUCGCAGCAGCAACCUACGAUCCCACAGUCCUCUCCAUACUCAUCUUUGUUGCCGUGGCCUUUAAUGGAUUUGGUGGAAUCUGCCUCACCUUUACCUCCCUUAUGCUCCCGAACAUGUUUGGAAACAUUCGCUCCACCAUUCUGUCCAUCAUGAUCGGCUCCUAUGCCUCCUCGGCAGUGACCUUCCCCGGAGUCAAGCUCAUUUAUGAUGCGGGCGUGUCCUUCCGGGUCAUCAUGUGGGUGUGGGCGGGGCUAGCCUGCCUCGUCUGCCUCAACUGCUUCCUGAACUGGCCGCUGGAGGCCUUCCCCGCACCAGAGGAGAUCAGCUACACGAAGAAGAUGAAGCUGAGCAGCCUGGCGUUGGACCACAAGGUGACCGGCGAUCGGUUCUACAGCCAUAUGACUGCGGUGGGCCAGCGGCUCAGCCAGACGCCCUGCACAAUGGACCGGCCCUGCGAGCUCACUGCCUCCAAGACCACCGGCAGUGCACAGAGUACCAUCCCAUUCCGCAGGUCUGUGUGCUCCCCUAUCUUCCUGUGGAGUCUCGUCACCAUGGCGAUGACCCAGAUCCGCCUCAUUUUCUUCAUGGGAGCCAUGAACAAGAUGCUGGAAUUCCUGGUGACCCACGGCGACCCCAACCCUUCUGAGAACUUAGUACUGGCUGCAGAGGAGCAAGUGGGGUUCUACUCAUCGAUCUUCGGCACACUGCAGCUGCUGUGCCUGCUCACCUGCCCCCUGAUCGGAUAUAUCAUGGACUGGAGAAUGAAGGAGUGUGGGGAGAAGAGCCAAGGGAUGGAGGGAGAGAAGGGUGGUCUGUCGCCCCCUAAGAGAGACAGUAAGAUCCAGAAACUCACCAACUCCAUACGAGCCUUCAUCUUCACGAACCUGCUCCUUGUCAUCUUCGGAGUCCUCUCCCUCAUAGACAACCUGCCCAUACAGAUCAUCUCCUUCAUCCUGCAUACAGUGGUGAGAGGGUUCAUUCACUCCUGCUGUGGAGGACUGUACGCUGCUGUGUACCCGUCCAACCACUUUGGGACGCUGACCGGGCUGCAGUCCAUGAUCAGCGCCCUGUUCGCCCUGAUCCAGCAGCCCCUCUUCAUUCUGAUGGUGGGACCCCUGAAGGGAGACCCCUACUGGAUCAACGUGGGGCUGCUGAUCUUGUCAUUGACUGGGUUCUUGUUGCCGGGAUACCUGUUCUAUCAUCGGAAGAAGCUCAGCGAGCAGAAGAGGGAGAAUGAAACAGAAGCCCUCAACCAAUCAGAACGUAACGACCUGAAUCGCCAAAGCAACAGUCAACUUGCACACAAAGCUUUGGACAAUAAAGAAAUGUGAAUCCGUCAUGAUAACAUGACUUUUCUCUUUGACCAGAUAUGCAUUUUGAUUACGUAAUUUCAUCCCAAAAUUUCAUCCUAAAACAAUUCACUUGCCGUUUUCAGCUCUGAUAGUAGUUUCCUUACACAAGUUCACAAACACAUACACCCACGCACACACAUACGCACACACAGACAUACACCCACGCACACACCCAAACACAGUUCACUUCCAGCACAGGUUGUGCGCCCUGUGAAUCGAUGUGUGAAUAGCUGCUUCUCAGCGUCUCCAUGUUGCGGUCAGUUGGAAUGGGUUCAAACUGACUGUGGUCAAACCGGCUGCGACCGGUUUUUUAAAAGUAGUAACUUCGUGCUCUUGCAGUCCAACGUUGAAAUGGAGUGCUGCUAAAAUGAACAGUCGACUGACGCCACCCUGACCAAAACAGGAGAAAGACACCGUUCCUGUCUCCAAGGAAACCAUUUCACGCUGAACCAGGGUUCCCUCACACAUUGGGGACGACACCAGUAUUCAACAAGAGCAGAAGGGCCUGCUAACCAACCGGCUGAUUUAAGCAUUAAACUACCUCCCUAAACGCCCUGCACACUACUAGAAUGAGACUAUACGGGAAAUCAGUCUGUCUGUCUGUCUGUCUGUCUGUGUGUGUGUCCACACUUUUAAUUGUCAUUGUGAUUUACCACCCAUAUGCGUGUUGUGUGAAGUGUGAUGUUUGAUCGCAGGAGAGGCAGCGAUUAAGGUGGCACUCACCCUGAAGCUGUGCUAUGCAUUUAAACUCCCUUCCUGCCUGCUUCCCUCAGGGACGCCUGGAAGGCAGCAGUUUUUAGAACUUGAAAGCUUCACAGUGAAAGAUUGGCGAAGGAGUUAACUCAGCAACACAGUACAGAUCAGAUCAAAAUACGUGGAAUAAAAGCUGCCUGCAAAGUAGUAUGUACACAUCAUCUGGGGCUGGCUGAGCUGAACCUGCUGCCCUCCGGGUGUCCCCGGAGGGAAGCAAAGUACCGUGGGCCAUUGAAGCUGCGUGAGGAGUUUGGACAGUGAAGGAGGACCACAGCCUGGUCCUCCUUCACUGAGCAAAUAUUAUACAAUUAUAAGAAAAAGAAAAAAAGAGAAAAUGUUUAAGAUGUUACAGAGCGCUUUUGUAAAGAACGGGACGUUGUGUUGUGGGAAUAUUGUCAAAUGGGAAAGUACGAGGAAAACAUUGCAGUUAGAUCACUUCCUGUGUGGUGCCAGGGGAUUUGAGUGCCUCUGUAGUCCGUCUGGUCCUGGGGAACUGGUGCCUUACAGCCAAUGGCUGAUCCACUGACAAAAUGCCAGAAUAAAAGUGUCCUGUGUGUUCGUGGUUCGUAAUGGGGACGUGUGUAUUGACGUUAAGGAUAUUUAAAGAGCUGCACUCUGGAUGAUUGUGUAUGUGUGAUACCGCAGGAAGUCUCUGUACAUUGAAUUUAACUACAAUACCCAGUGGACAUUGCAAAAACCAAAGACAUAGAAAGUAUUAUUCUGAGAGCUGCAAAACCCAGCUGGAUAUGUAGUUUUUUUUAAAGUAUGCACUGUAAGUAUUAAAGAUUUGUGAAUUUAUUGUAGCAUUAACUGUUGUCAAUGUUCACCGCGAGCUGCAGUUCCCUCAGCGGCCUCAUGAUAGGAGGGCGCUGUGACUCUGUUACAACAGAAAAAGUGUUGCACUGUCAGUUGCAGCCAUGAGCUAACUGUACAUAACUUCUGAUUGAUGUUCUGUAAGGUGUGGUUGUGCCGUCUUGCGCUGCUUGGCUUGGUGAUGAUGUGCAGCCAUGUUGAAGGAAUAAACACACAGGAAGUGCCUGUU